AUGCGAUUGUCAUUUUUUACGUUGUUUUCAUUCGGUUUGGUUCGUAAAAUAAUUGUCAACUCCUUGUCUCACUCUCCCUUCUCCAACACAUCUCCUCUCUUAUCAUCCUCUCUCUUUUUUCACUCACUCCUGUCUUUUGCUUUCUUCUCUUUCUCCCUUAAUUCUCCAUCUUCCCUUUCUCUCCUCUCUCUCUCUCUCCUCAUCGCGUUCUCCCUCCUUUCCUCGUCCAUACUCUCUUUCUUUCUCUUCAUCUUUCACCUUCUCCUACAUCUCUUUCUUCAGCCUAUCCUACUUCAUUUUCUCUUUCUCCCUCUUCUUAUCACCACUUACUCCCCCCCAUGUUCUCUUUUCCCCUCCUCUCCACCAUCUUCUUUGUCUCUCUCUCUUCUCCGCCAUAUUCUCCUCCUCCUCCUCCUCUAUCUUCACGCUAUAGAUAUUCUCUCCUUUCUUUCGCUUUUUCUCUCUUUUCCAUCCAUAUCUUUCUCUCUGGCAUAA
Molecule: messenger RNA, 495 nt
Organism: Acanthosepion pharaonis
Lineage: Eukaryota; Metazoa; Mollusca; Cephalopoda; Sepiida; Sepiidae
Source: the annotation of a GenBank genome assembly